Molecule: messenger RNA, 2100 nt
Organism: Thamnophis sirtalis
Lineage: Eukaryota; Metazoa; Chordata; Lepidosauria; Squamata; Natricidae
Source: RefSeq, a predicted model, not a curated record
CGGCUCUGCUCUGCACUGCAGCGGAGCACGCGGAGAAGCCUCCGGACCGGCAGCCGGCAGCCGGGGCGAGCCGAGCUGCGCCAUGCUCAACAACCUGACGGACUGCGAGGACGGCGAGGGGGGGGCGAGCCAAGGUGAUGGGAACCCCAAGGAAAGCAGCCCAUUCAUCAACAGCACCGACCUGGAGAAGGGGAAGGAAUACGAUGGGAAGAACAUGGCGCUCUUUGAGGAGGAGAUGGACACCAGCCCCAUGGUCUCCUCCCUGCUCAGCGGCCUGGCCAACUACACCAACCUGCCCCAGGGCAGCCGGGAGCACGAAGAGGCAGAGAACAACGAGGGGGCCAAGAAGAAGCCUGUCAAGGCCACCCGGAUGGGCACCUUCAUGGGCGUCUACCUGCCCUGCCUGCAGAACAUCUUUGGCGUCAUCCUCUUCCUCCGCCUCACCUGGGUGGUGGGCAUCUCGGGCAUCCUGGAGUCCUUAAGCAUGGUCAUCCUCUGCUGCUCCUGCACCAUGCUGACGGCCAUCUCCAUGAGUGCCAUCGCCACCAAUGGAGUGGUGCCAGCCGGCGGGUCCUACUACAUGAUCUCGCGUUCGUUGGGCCCGGAGUUUGGAGGGGCCGUGGGACUCUGCUUUUACCUGGGCACCACCUUUGCGGGUGCCAUGUACAUCCUGGGCACCAUAGAGAUUGUGCUGGCCUACAUCUUCCCCCCCAUGGCCAUCUUCAAGGCCGAGGACGCCAGCGGGGAGGCGGCCGCCCUGCUGAACAACAUGAGGGUCUACGGGACGUGCGUCCUCUCCUUCAUGGCCACCAUCGUCUUUGUGGGCGUGAAGUACGUGAACAAGUUUGCCCUCAUCUUCCUGGGCUGCGUCAUCCUCUCCAUCCUGGCCAUCUACGCGGGAGUCAUCAAGUCCGCCAUCGACCCCCCGUCCUUCCCGUUCGGCGAGGCCGUCAGCGGGAACCUGGUGGUGGGCACGCUGGCCUGGCCGUCCCCCUGGGUCAUCGUCUUUGGCUCCUUCUUCUCCACCUGCGGGGCUGGACUGCAGAGCCUCACGGGGGCCCCUCGCCUGCUGCAGGCCAUCUCGCGGGACGGCAUCGUGCCUUUCCUCCGGGUCUUUGGCCACGGCAAGGCGAACGGGGAGCCCACCUGGGCCCUCCUGCUCACAGCCUGCAUCUGCGAGAUUGGCAUCCUGAUCGCCUCCCUGGACGAGGUGGCCCCCAUCCUCUCCAUGUUCUUCCUGAUGUGCUACAUGUUUGUCAACCUGGCCUGUGCAGUGCAGACCCUGCUGAGGACCCCCAACUGGCGCCCCCGCUUUCGCUACUACCACUGGACCCUCUCCUUCCUGGGCAUGAGCCUCUGCCUGGCACUGAUGUUCAUCUGCUCCUGGUACUAUGCCCUGGUGGCCAUGCUGAUCGCGGGGCUCAUCUACAAGUACAUCGAGUACCGAGGGGCAGAGAAGGAGUGGGGUGAUGGCAUCCGGGGCCUCUCGCUCAGCGCAGCCCGAUACGCCCUGCUGCGGCUGGAGGAGGGGCCGCCCCACACCAAGAACUGGCGGCCGCAGCUGCUGGUGCUCGUCCGGGUGGACCAGGAGCAGAACGUGGCUCACCCGCAGCUGCUCUCCCUCACCAACCAGCUGAAGGCCGGCAAGGGACUGACCAUCGUGGGCUCUGUGCUGGACGGAACCUUCCUGGAAAACCACCUGCAGGUCCAGCGGGCCGAGGAGUCCAUCCAGCGUCUGAUGGAGGCCGAGAAGGUCAAGGGCUUCUGCCAGGUGGUGACCUCUUGCAAUGUCCGGGAUGGCAUGUCGCACCUCAUCCAGUCCAGCGGCCUUGGAGGGCUGCAGCACAACACGGUGCUGGUCGGCUGGCCCCGCAGCUGGCGCAGCAAGGAGGACCACCAGACCUGGAGGAACUUCAUUGAGUUGGUGCGAGAGACCACGGCUGGCCACAUGGCCCUGCUGGUGGCCAAGAACGUGGCCAUGUUCCCGGCCAACACGGAGCGCUUCCCGGAGGGCCACAUCGACGUCUGGUGGAUCGUGCAUGACGGGGGGAUGCUGAUGCUGCUGCCCUUCCUCCUGCGCCAGCACAAGGUAUGGCGCAA